AUGAGCCUGCACUACCGCCUCGCAACCCCAGCCGACACCCCCCAAAUCCAGCAACUGGUGCAAUCCGCCUUCCGCGCCGAGGACAGCAGACCCAACUGGACAGGAGACACCACCCUCUCCUCAAGCUUCCGCAUCGAGGUCGAGGAGAUCCUCGCCACGAUCACCUCGCCCGACAGCGCAAUCCUGCUCGCAACGGACUCCCACGGCGUCCUCGUCGCCUCCAUCGGCAUCUCCAGGCGCAGCGCCGACCUCGCUCGGUUUUUCAUGCUCGCUGUAGACGAAGGCUACCAGCGCGGCGGGGUCGGGCGCCGGGUGCUCGCCUACGCGGAGGAGUAUUGUCAGCGGGUCUGGGGCGUCAGUAAGGGGGGCUUGAACGCUCUCUCAACUCGCCGGGAACUUAUCUUGUGGUAUAUGCGCUGUGGCUAUCGACGGACGGGCGAGCUGGCGUCGUUUCCAGUUGAGCGUUUUGAGGGGAUUGCGUUGCCUGGUGACUUGUGUUUUGUCGAGUUGGAGAAGGAUUUGAAGGGGGUUCUGGGUCAGUCUGAGCUGCGGUGA
Aspergillus thermomutatus is the source of this 555-nucleotide messenger RNA. RefSeq names its product GNAT family N-acetyltransferase. The transcript has a single exon. Bases 1 to 555 code for a protein of 184 amino acids. The record is from RefSeq and is a predicted model, not a curated record. Gene Ontology annotation, molecular function: acyltransferase activity, transferring groups other than amino-acyl groups. Lineage: Eukaryota; Fungi; Ascomycota; Eurotiomycetes; Eurotiales; Aspergillaceae.